Cloeon dipterum is the source of this 2540-nucleotide messenger RNA. RefSeq names its product YEATS domain containing 2 homolog D12 (gene D12). Lineage: Eukaryota; Metazoa; Arthropoda; Insecta; Ephemeroptera; Baetidae. Gene Ontology annotation, molecular function: histone binding. Gene Ontology annotation, biological process: chromatin remodeling; regulation of transcription by RNA polymerase II. Gene Ontology annotation, cellular component: ATAC complex; NuA4 histone acetyltransferase complex. The transcript is spliced from 10 exons. The record is from RefSeq and is a predicted model, not a curated record. The coding region runs from base 148 to 2397 and encodes 749 amino acids.
GCAAGGACAUGUUGGGGCUGCGGCCGGCGAGCUCAAAGUCUGCAUUGCAUAGUUUUGUUUACGUUCUGCACGCAAAACGGAGCAACAGUUGUUCUAAUUUUGGGUGUUUGGGCUGCAGUGUAUUGCAGUUUGCAUCCUCCGGCUAAGAUGCAAUGCCAUAAUAGUAAUUUGGAAGACGAGGACUUUGACUUGGAUGUUCAAGAGCCGGAAUGCAAGCGGAUUAAAGUAGAACGUGAUGGGGACGAGGGAGACUUGGAUUGGCGAGUCUAUAACAUUAUCAAUGACCAGUUCAACAAAGAAAUCAACGCGUGGAAAGACAAAGUGAUUGAGAUUCAGGACUUAUUAUCAAAAGGACGACAAAAUCUGAGCCUUAUGCGUUAUGUUGCGACCAAAUCAUACUACAGGCCUCAGCCUUCCAAGCAGCAGUCUAGAAUUCAUCCUGCUGUGAAGAAACUGCUAGGUUCAAAGAAGAAAGAAGAAAUUCUAAUUGACGUGGAUGUGCCAGAAACACUGAAGCCCAUCAAACAGGAGCCUAAGGGGGAAAAAGCAAAGCAAACUGAAGUCAUCCUCUCUAAAACCCCGUGCUACAUUCCGCCCAAGGAAAAGCCUGGAAGUUCAAUAAGCGUUUCAACUAUUGGUCGGUCCCUAUUGGGAAAAGAAAAGCACACCAUCGUUGUCGGCAAUGUGUCCAAAUGGAUUAUGCCUGAGGACCGGGAAGGUGAAUCAACUCACAAGUGGAUGCUGUAUGUUAGAGGUCCGCCAGACGCCCCUGACUUAUCAAACGUUGUGCAAAGAGUGAGAUUUUUUCUCCACUCCAGCUACAAACCUCAUGAUGUGAUUGAAGUCAACUCUUCCCCCUUCCACCUGUCAAGGAGAGGUUGGGGCGAAUUUCCUGUGCGAGUACAAAUUCACUUUUUUGGGCCUCAAAAUAAGUCCAUCGAAAUCAUCCACAAUUUAGCUCUAGACAAAACCUACACAGGACGUCAAACAUUGGGUGGUGAAACAAAGUUGGAUGUAUGGAUCGUGAAAGAGUCGCCACUUGAGGAGAAGCAGCUGUCAUUGUUGAAGAUGACCUCGCCUGUGAAGACUGAGCCUGAAACUGAGGCGCCCCCAGAGCCUAGUCCCAGCAAAAAAGUUGAGGCUAAAGUUCCCACGUCCAAAUCGAUGAAGAUGAUACAUACAGUGCCAAAGGCAGGAGCGCCAAAGCAAAUUAUAAUUCCCAGUUUGUCAAAUCGGACGUUCAUCAUUCCCGCAAAUGCCGGUCAAAUGUCUGGGCAAAGAGUAAUCACCAUUAAAAGUGCCUCUCAACUAGGUACGAGAGCAUCAGCAUCGCAAAAAGGAGUGUCACUGCUCAAACCCAACGUGGCAAACAAAGGAAGUGGGCCGAGGCAGGUGAUUUACCUGAAACUGAACGGAAGCGGAAAGUUGAUCCCUAUCAUCGCGCCAUUCGUCCAGCCCACACAGGUCAAAAGCCCCACAACCCCGCAAGUGAAAACUGUUCACAGCCAAGUGCAAUUUCGUCCUGUUAUAAAUAGCAAAGCUGUUUUACCAUUGCCACCGCAAAAUUUGGCAAAAUCUGAAAAGCUGCAAGCUAAGAAAUCCUACAUUGAAAAUUAUGAAAAAUUGGCUGUGAAGUGCACAGACUCAUUUGAUGUAGCAGCUUGCGCACUGUUAAGAAGUCUACCUCUCAUUGAUAAGGACCUGGCAGAAAAUGAAGUAUAUUGCUCUCUGCACUCCUACAUGAUUCCAUCCACUGAAGCAUUCAUGGCGAUGCCAGUCGGAAAGCAAAGGGCUCACGAGAUGCUAAGGGCGAAGGAUGUGCUUAAGUGCCUCCAAAAGCAAGGUUUUCAAGAAAAAAAUCCAUGGACAAUAGCUAAGCUUGCCCGGGCAUAUGGCUUCACUCCAAUAACUAACUGUUGUGAAAGAACCGUCAGUACAUUAGUGCCUUCAGUUUAUAAAAACUGCUACUCUGAGGAUUCUGAUAUCAUCAAUUGGCUUACGUCCAACUGUAAUAAUUACAAGAAACUUGACCAAGAAGCAGAGGUUGAUGUUGAACAUAUCAGAAAUGAACAGCGUAAUAAAGGAGCAAAAGUGGUGCCAGAAAAUAUGACGAAACUGAGUCAGAAAAGCGUAUUUAUCCGUUCAAUAGCUAAGAAGAUUGGAAUUCGUUUUGACAGUGAAGAUGACAAUGAACCAAAUAAUGGAGAGGCAGAACAUGUAAUCUACGAGUGUGCAUUGCAACUAAUGGAAGAAUUAUUACGGAGAUCGCGCUUUGAAGCCAUGAAAAGAGGAAGCAGCGAGUGUAUCGCGUUGAAAGAUGUGCAAGGAGCUCUACAGCAGAGGCAGGAAUUUGAUUUAUUCCGCAAUGACGGUCUUGGCUCUCCUCUUGAGAGGUAGCUUCGCAUGCUUACAGAGUAAGCCUAAGGCUUGAUGGUUAAAAUGCUUUCACAUACUCUCAGGAUUAAUAUAAACGCAUCAAUUGCCAAUUUGUAUGCAUUACGUCAACGUUCAUACACAAUAAACAAAAAGAAACCUUUAAA